AUGACAACCACACUAUCUGCUUCAAAUCCUAUCAUCACCUACUCUGAUAACUGGAACUUCAACGAAACUGAUGGAACUAUGGUAACAACUACCGCCGGCUCUACGGCCAAUGUAACAUUUGAUGGUACUUCUAUUCAAGUUUUUGGUACACUCCCAGCGCAAGUUCAAGAUCCAGCUUCCUCCUAUAGCUUGGACGAUGCACCACCUGUUCUGUUUUAUGCUACGAGAUUUGAGGGUGAUGAAGUUGAGAAAUUUUCCUUGUACCAGUCCAACCUUGGUUUGGCGAGAGGAAACCACUCGUUGGUGAUUACCUCCCUCACGGAUGGCCCGGACUUCGUUUUGGACUCGAUGGUUUUUUCAUCAAACUUUAUAGUUCCAUCCACUUCAUUCACCGCUUCAACUGAAAUACCGAGCUCAUCAUCGUCACCACCAUUAUCGUCUGGAGGCAGCGGAUCGGAUGUAGGUGCCGUAGUCGGGGGUAUCGUUGUCGGUGCCUUGAUAUUAGUGGGAGCUCUUGCCGCAUUCUUAGUGGUACGUCGGAGAAGGUGGCAACGGGGAAACCACCUCCGUGCGGUCAUUCAACCCUUUCUUGCUGAGUAUAACGUGUCCUCGUUUUAUCAUGCUCAAAAUAAUGAUACACUCGGACUCGUCGUGACGCGUUUAACUCCUUCUGCACCUAGCAUGGUAAUGACUGUACAUUCGGGUCCUCCUCCAUCAUACCAUACCAAUUUGGCCAGUGGGACAUGA
Molecule: messenger RNA, 747 nt
Organism: Lentinula edodes (shiitake mushroom)
Lineage: Eukaryota; Fungi; Basidiomycota; Agaricomycetes; Agaricales; Omphalotaceae
Exons: 3
Coding region: 1-747 (248 amino acids)
Source: RefSeq, a predicted model, not a curated record